Messenger RNA from Carassius auratus (goldfish), 4484 nucleotides. It is a transcript of the gene smad4b, whose product is annotated as SMAD family member 4b. Gene Ontology annotation, cellular component: heteromeric SMAD protein complex. The record is from RefSeq and is a predicted model, not a curated record. The transcript is spliced from 12 exons. Gene Ontology annotation, biological process: transforming growth factor beta receptor signaling pathway; SMAD protein signal transduction; BMP signaling pathway. NCBI's taxonomy places the organism in Eukaryota, Metazoa, Chordata, Actinopteri, Cypriniformes, Cyprinidae. Gene Ontology annotation, molecular function: RNA polymerase II cis-regulatory region sequence-specific DNA binding; DNA-binding transcription factor activity, RNA polymerase II-specific; I-SMAD binding. Bases 258 to 1775 code for a protein of 505 amino acids.
CGCAGCUCACUGAUCCAGGUCCUGUCAUGAUGAGCAGGGACUUUCGAUUUUCAGUCAUGAACCUAGAACAGCAUCUAUGUGGGCGGGGCGUAUUUACGCUCCAGGUGACGUCACCGCGCUCACGUAGAGACGGUCUCGGUGUAUUGUCGCCAUGAAUCGCUGGUGUGGAGCACAUCUCGACAUCAAGGAGUGAAGACAGACGUGUUGAAGGACGUGGGUUUGUUUAUUCUCACCUCUGGUUGUGUUAUUCCAGCAGUAUGUCUGUCUCCAGCACACCCACCAGUAAUGAUGCCUGUCUGAGCAUCGUCCACAGUCUCAUGUGCCAUCGACAGGGAGGAGAGAGCGAGUCCUUCUCCAAACGAGCCAUAGAGAGCUUGGUGAAGAAGCUGAAGGAGAAGAAGGAUGAGUUAGACUCUCUGAUCACAGCCAUCACUACAAACGGGGCUCAUCCCAGUAAAUGUGUGACUAUACAACGCACGCUAGACGGCAGACUGCAGGUGGCCGGUCGUAAAGGAUUUCCUCAUGUUAUAUACACACGGCUGUGGCGAUGGCCGGACCUGCACAAGAACGAGCUGAAACAUGUGAAGUACUGCCAGUUUGCCUUCGACCUGAAAUGCGACAGCGUGUGUGUGAACCCGUACCACUACGAGAGGGUCGUGUCUCCAAGCAUCGAUCUGUCGGUUCUGACUCUGGGCGGCCCAGGUCCGAGUGUAGAUCCGCUGGUGAAGGAUGAGUUCGAUGCUCAGCCGUCUCAUUCUGCUGCUGAUGGAGGUCACAGUAUUCAAACCAUCCAGCACACAACCUCUUCCUCUGCCCCGCCCGACGCUUUCAACAGCCCCGCCCUCCUGCCGCCAGUCGACUCCACAAGCUCCGCCUCCACUUCUGCGUUCACCAGUAUGGCUGCAGGUCCAGCCAAUGCCCCCAGCUCAUGGCCCAGAGGAAGCAGUUUUCCUCCCAGCAUCCCUCAGCAGAACGGCCACCUGCAGCACCAUCCUCCUCUUCCUCAUACGGGCCAGUACUGGUCCGUGCAUAAUGAGCUGGCGUUGCAGCCGCCCAUAUCCACUCAUCCAGCUCCAGAUUACUGGUGCUCGAUUGCGUACUUUGAGAUGGACAUCCAGGUGGGCGAGGCGUUUAAGGUGCUGUUUAACUGUCCCGCGGUGACGGUGGAUGGUUAUGUUGACCCGUCAGGUGGAGAUCGCUUCUGUCUCGGUCAGCUGAGUAACGUACAUCGCACAGAGGCCAUCGAGAGAGCCAGGCUUCACAUCGGUAAAGGUGUUCAGCUGGAGUGUAAAGGCGAGGGUGACGUGUGGGUGCACUGUCUCAGUGACCACGCUGUGUUUGUCCAGAGCUAUUAUCUGGACCGCGAGGCUGGACGAGCUCCGGGUGACGCCGUCCACAAGAUUUACCCCAGCGCCUACAUCAAGGUGUUUGAUCUGCGGCAGUGUCAUCGGCAGAUGCAGCAGCAGGCGGCCACGGCUCAGGCUGCAGCAGCUGCGCAGGCGGCUGCGGUGGCGGGAAACAUCCCGGGCCCGGGUUCGGUGGGAGGCAUCGCCCCUGCUAUCAGUCUGUCUGCUGCGGCAGGCAUCGGUGUGGACGACCUGCGGCGUCUCUGUAUCCUGCGCAUGAGUUUCGUCAAGGGCUGGGGUCCCGAUUACCCUCGCCAGAGCAUCAAGGAGACCCCGUGCUGGAUUGAAAUUCAUCUGCACCGCGCUCUGCAGCUCUUGGACGAGGUUCUGCACACCAUGCCUGUAGCCGACCCGCAACCUCUGGACUGAUGCUCCAACAUCAAACCUUCAACCUUAUUACAUGACUGACCUCUGACCUCAGCCAUGAACCUCAGCAGAGUAUGAUUUUUUUUUUUUUACGCCAUCUGGCAACACGUUAGAGAACCAGCAAUACUAUAAAACAACAUGAACUUUGAUCGAUCCAACAGGACUGUUCGUCAAAACACCGUAAAAUCAUCUUUUUUUUUUUAACAAGACCUUCACUUUUGAUGUUCAAAGAGGAAAUGACCUCAUAUUGCAUUUAAUCCAGUUUACAGUGGCCACAUACAACAAAGAAAAACUUGAAUGCAUCAGUUUUAGGACUAGUUUACUAAGAAUUACUCACUUAUCUCUCAUUGUAGUUUGUAAAACCAUUUUCUUGUAAAUCAUGACAUUGAAUUGAAAGGUUUUAUGAACUCUGUAGACAAAAAUUCUAAAUUAUGUGAAUUGUUGCAUUCAUUAACGAUUAUGAGGGGGGAAAUUAUGUAAAUGAUUGCAUUAAGUUAAAUGCAGUUCAUUUAUGUAACAAUGGUUUUAUGACUAAAGGAUCAUGGCAUUUGCAUUCAUUUGAACGUAGAAUAUCGUUUGAAAUUUUAGAAAUUUUAGAAGUUUCUUGAGCAGCAAAUCAGCAUAUUAUGAUGAUUUCUGAAGGAUCAUGUGACUGAAGACUGGAGUAAAGAUGAUUUGAACUUUGAUCACAGGAAUAAAUUACUUGAAAUGUAUUCAAAAAUAAAACAGGUAUUUUAAAUUCUAAAAAUAUUUCACAAUAUUACUGUUCUUAGUGUAAAUAUAGUCUUCGUAAGGCGAAGAGACUAAAACCGAUCUAAAACUUUUGAACAGUAGUGUAAGUUUAUUCCAAUUGAAUGCAAUAAUUUACAUAAUUUUAUAAAACAAGCUGAAUAAGUAUUUACAAAAAUUCAGUAUUUAUUUCAUUUGUAUCGAUUUGAACGCAACAGUUCUUGUUAAUAUGGUUUCACAAACUAAAACUUCACCCAGAUAUUUGUUCAGCUUCUGUUUUAUGAUGAUUCAUAAAAAACAUUUUUCUGUAAAUUAUUGCAUUGAAUUGUAUUCUGUUUAUGUUUCAUGAAUGAGAUCGUUCUCAUAGUUACAGAAGUUAUACAGAAAUUUGGGUUCAUGUAAAUUGUUGUAUUUAAGAAGUUCAACAAGUUGUAUAAGUAAAUCCUAUUCGAUUCAAUGUGACAGCUACACUAAAAAUAGUUUCACAAACCAUUCUUUAUGUAGUUUAUGUAGCACAUAAUUCUUGUAUUUCUGCUAUUUAUGUGUGUGUGUGUGUGUGUGUGUUUGUGUGCAUAUUUAUACACACACAAUUAACAGAAAUAAGAAACAAACUAUUUUCAUAUUUAAUUUAAUUUCGUAUUCAGAAAUGGCUUUUUAUGAUGAGUUCGCAGUUUGUUUUUGAUGAAUGAGGCAUGUGGGACAGUAGCUUAAUAGGAUUCAAGAAAACUCCGUCACUUCCUAAUGUUUGUAGCGAGUAUGUGGCCAGAAUAUUGUCCUUUGUGUGUGUUCAUAUUUUUAUUUAGUAUUUUUUAUAACUUUAAUAACUCGUUUAUAUCAAGCACUUGGUUACUUUAUAUCACCUGUAAAGAUUUUCACUAAACUUUCCCUGGAAGGGCUCCGUCUCAAACUGAGUGCAGUCAGGAUCAGGAUUGAGAUGCAGCCAAGUGCAUUUAGUCUUUGAUAUAAAACUUUGCCUCCAUUUAGCCCAGGUGGGUUAGAUAUGGUUCAUACUGAUUAUUUUCUUGUACUAACCAGUUUUGUCUUCUCAUUGUAUGUGCAUUUGUAUCUUUUCUUCUUAGUGUUGCAUGUUGGGAUGGAGACGGAACAACGUGUGAUAAUCGAACUAAUUUAAGAAGCAACAGUAUUGAAUAUGAAGGCUUGUUCAGAAUGGCAUGCUAGUAUUUUUGCAGCAUGCAGUAUUGUUCAUAGCACAUAUAUGAUCAUAUUGCACAAUGCAUAUUGCUCGAUUUGAUGGUGUGACUAAACUAGAGUAAUACACAUACAUAAACAGUAAUGCUGAAGCAAUAUGAGGCACAUUUUUUUCAAUCUUGAUUUAGUUUUUGAUCAGAAGUUCAAAAGUUGAAGAUGUUAUUACAGUAAAAUCAGAUUACAGAUGCAAAACAAGUGGAUUCUGGAUGCCACUUGCUGAAUUAAACAUGCAACUUGAGACAUUGUCAAUUACAAAUGAUUCCACGUUUAAAAACACAGUAUAUACUGUGUAGUACACUAGUAUUUUAUUCUGAACACAACCUGUGUGUCAACCGGAGAGAAACGGCUGAAUGAGCGACUAGUUGAGCAGGUUGUUCAGGCUUCUGGUGUGUUUCUUCACUUAUUAGUGCUUUUCUGUUCAGAAUGACUUUAUCUGAUCGACAGCAGACUGAAAUCACUAUUUGACUGAAACAUGGUAGAUAUGAGAAUACAGUAAUAUUGCAUUAUUAAUGUCAUUUAACAAUGCAAAUAUUCUCUCUGGAACUAUUUAAUGUGUCAAUAUGGUUAGUACUUUUGUAAUGUUUGGUUAUUAUAUAAAAUUGCAUCAGUGUUUUUUGUCUAAAAUCAGAGACUGUCAUGAUGCUGAAAAUGUAGCACAAUAAAAUAGUUUGCAUUAAAAUGCAACAGCUUCCACUGCACUGAAACCUUGUAUUUUAGCUGAAACUGGGGUUAUCGUAAGGGAGAACUAUAUUACCAAUCUUUGCAUUUUUCAUU